AAAACCCCUCGAAUACAAAACAAAAAAAAUAUUAUCUCCGUCUCCCGCUCUGUGUCUAGCUUUGGGGCCAGAAAGGGGGUGCUGACGAAUAAGGUCCUUCAUCUACGUCUCAUCUCCGUCUCCCUUCACCUCUCCAUUUUUUCAACAUUUUGAAGAAGAAGAAGAUAAAUAGGUAUUGAAUGAAAACAGUUGAUAACAGCAGCUUCCUUAUUCUAACAAUGCUUGCUGCUGUGAAACAGUUUGUUCUGUUACUCUCUUAAUCUAGGCUGACUUGAAUAUAGCUGAAAUUUUUGGAGAUUAGGCUUUGUUUGAGAAUGGAAGCAUCUGGUCAUAGUUCAGACGCCCCUCCUUCCCCUUCUUCUGCUAGUUCUAGUCCAGGAAGCACCUUCCGCUUUACUGCUUCCAACUUUUUUCGAUCCCCCAUGUCCUCAUUCUUGGAAUACUCUGGUGUUCUGCACAAUUACCCUCAUUAUAAUUCUAUUAGUGCACCCGCUCCACGCCUGGAAGAAUCUGUUCCGGUGGUGUCUCCAACACUCAGCAAUGCAAGCCGUAGCAGCAAUGGGGAAGUUUCAAUUAGGAUUAUCAGUGCAGGUGAGCAAGAGGAGAAUCAGACAAUUCAAAGUGCCUCGCCUUCACCAGUCGUUCACCAUGUUGCCUCAACGACAGCAGCCUCUGCCAGUGAUCAAGAACUGGAUCAUUCAAUUGCAACAGCAGCUUCUGUUGCGUCUUUGGCCUCAGCAGCUUUGAAUGUUCAUACAAAUUCUGCGACUGAUCCCUCACCCACUGAGCGUGAUCCUGUGAAUGCAAAUCCCAAUGCACAACCAACGGAUGCUGCUGCCCUUAAUCAUACUACAGAUUCUUCUUACCAGAGAUAUGAUAUACAUCAGGCUGCUAGAUGGAUUGAACAAGCUCUUCCAUUCUCUAUGCUUUUGUUACUCGUUUUCAUUCGCCAGCAUUUGCAAGGCUUCCUUCUUACAAUCUGGGUGGCUGCCUUUAUGUUCAAGUCUAAUGAUAUUCUACGAAAGCAGACAGCUCUAAAGGGAGAGAGGAGAUAUUCAACUUUAUUUGGCAUCUCUUUUGUGUUCAUCCUACAUGUGACAAUCGUAUAUUGGUGGUAUUGGACUGACCUUUGGUAUUCGUUAGCUAUGAUUCCCCCAAAAGCUAAUCCACCCUUUUGGAAUGCUAUUUUCAUCAUUAUGGUGAAUGAUGCAUUGGUUCGUCAGGCAGCAAUGGUUAUCAAGUGCAUUAUACUGAUGUGCUAUAAAAAUAGCAAGGGUAGAACAUACCGGAAGCAGGGGCAAAUGUUGACUCUGGUCGAGUAUCUUGUACUGCUGUACCGUGCUUUGCUUCCGGCUCCAGUUUGGUAUCGUUUCUUUUCAAACAAGGAAUAUGGAAGCCUCUUUUCAUCUAUAAUAGCUGGGCUGUAUUUGACUUUUAAGCUCAUAUCUAUUGUCGAGAAGGUUCAAUAUCUCUUUGCUUCUUUGAGGGCUUUGUCUCGCACAGAGAUUCAGUAUGGAACUUAUGCUACAUCUGAGCAGGUCAGUGAAUCUGGAGAUUUGUGUGCUAUCUGCCAGGAAAAGAUGCACUCCCCAGUCUUGCUACGUUGUAAACACAUAUUUUGCGAAGACUGUGUCUCUGAGUGGUUCGAGAGAGAAAGAACGUGUCCCCUAUGCAGGGCUUUGGUGAAACCUGCAGAACUAAGAUCAUUUGCCGAUGGAUCAACGAGUCUAUUCUUUCAACUAUCCUGAAAUUGCUCCGGAUCUCAGAAAAAUGUUACAUGUGAGGACUUCCUCUGAAUUACACUUCUCUUGAACAUCACAUCAUGUAGUAACCUGAAGUGAUGUACAACUUUUGUUGGUUUAAACAAUAGUCAAGUGUAAAUUGAUUUGUAUAUUGCACUAUAUCUGUGCUAUAAGUAAAUGUUCAUCCUUGUAUCUUUGAUGAUUAAAAAGGAUAAGUUUGUGUAUUACUAUUUAUAAAUUGUAUUUAUGUUA
This is a messenger RNA of Daucus carota subsp. sativus, 1994 nucleotides long. RefSeq lists its product as uncharacterized. Gene Ontology annotation, biological process: positive regulation of ERAD pathway. Bases 315 to 1748 code for a protein of 477 amino acids. Gene Ontology annotation, molecular function: ubiquitin protein ligase activity. The record is from RefSeq and is a predicted model, not a curated record. The transcript has 9 exons. NCBI's taxonomy places the organism in Eukaryota, Viridiplantae, Streptophyta, Magnoliopsida, Apiales, Apiaceae.